UUGUCAAUUUGAGCGUUAUUUAGCAUUUUAUUUUUGCUUGUCAUCACGUUUCUAUAUUCCGAAAACUUAGAUUUGUUCUAUAAGAAAUAAAAAUGGCUCUAUUAGAUCUUUGUCGUUUAGACGAGAAAAUUAAUUUGAAACCCAUUGAUUCUCUAGCAUCUAUCAACGAUGACGUGUUAGGGUACACUCAAAACUUUUUAAAUUGUGCACAACUUGCGACUCCGCCGUUUGCUAAUCCAGUUGAGACUUUGGCUCAAUUCAAUACAAAAGAUGAGACGGGACGCCAAAUAAAAAUUGAGUUCGAUCACGGUACUACCACUCUUGGUUUUCGUUAUAAGGGAGGAGUAUUACUUGCUGUAGAUUCCCGUGCAACAGGGGGUCAAUUUAUUGGUUCACAGUCCAUGAAGAAAAUUGUUGAGAUCAAUGACUACUUGCUUGGUACCCUAGCCGGUGGUGCAGCCGACUGUGUCUACUGGGACAGAGUGUUAGCUAAACAAUGCAGGUUGUAUGAACUACGUAAUCGUGAACGUAUCUCUGUUGCCGCAGCAAGUAAACUGAUGGCUAACAUGGUUUACAAUUACAAAGGCAUGGGACUCAGCAUGGGAAUGAUGUUGGCUGGUUUUGAUAAGAGGGGUGCUCAAUUGUACUAUGUAGAUAGUGAGGGAACUCGUACUCCAGGAAAAGUAUUCUCAGUCGGAUCUGGUUCAGUGUAUGCUUUCGGUGUUUUGGACUCAGGCUACCGCUGGGAUCUUGAGGAUGUUGAAGCACAAGAACUGGGUCGUCGAGCAAUCUACCACGCUACCCACAGAGACGCAUACUCCGGUGGCAUCAUCAGAGUGUACCACAUCAGCGACAAGGGCUGGGUGAACGUCUCCAACGAGGAUUGUUCCGACUUACACUAUAAGUAUCAAGCGGAAAAGGGCGUCAAAGAUGAAUAAAAUUGUAAGAUUUUUUUUUAAAUAUAAAAUGUACUGUA
Molecule: messenger RNA, 976 nt
Organism: Melitaea cinxia (Glanville fritillary)
Lineage: Eukaryota; Metazoa; Arthropoda; Insecta; Lepidoptera; Nymphalidae
Gene: Prosbeta5
Product: proteasome subunit beta type-5
Exons: 6
Coding region: 93-938 (281 amino acids)
Cellular component (GO): proteasome core complex
Molecular function (GO): threonine-type endopeptidase activity
Source: RefSeq, a predicted model, not a curated record